AUGAACGCGUCGAAGCCCUUUGCGCUGGCGCCCCGCAGCCGCGCCCUCGACCGCCCAGAACUCGACGUCCAGCGGCAGCCACACACGCCGCCGCCAAACACGCCGCCAGCCUCUCCCCUUGACGCCAACAGUCGUGCGAGCUCGCAGACGCCCCCAGCGACACCCUCGUCCUUAUCUACGUACCCCUCUCCGCCGAAAGCGGCCCCGGCUUUCGAUCACACCACACAGAGCGUGCUUGGCCGGCUGCAGCGCCUGCGGCAGGGCGAGCCGGACAGCGCGGGCUUCUCUGGCCCGCUGUCUGCGUCGCAAUACAAGGCCUUGAACAAUGCCAUUGCUGCCGACAGGGCGCUCGAGAGCUGGGUCGAAAACAAGCUCCGGCGUGAGUGGGUGCAGAGCGGCAACGGCGGCGGCGUCUUCACGGUCCGGAUGCCCUCCCGCAUUCAUGACGCCUUCGCGGACCUCCUGCGGAGCGCUAUCGAUGACGAGAUUCGUCGCAUAGGCGCUGCUGCGAAGACAGAGCAAUUCGAAGAGGGCCGAGCUCGUACAAGACAUCAGGCCGUGGUCAACGACUCGCACUAA
Trematosphaeria pertusa is the source of this 579-nucleotide messenger RNA. RefSeq lists its product as uncharacterized. Bases 1 to 579 code for a protein of 192 amino acids. The transcript has a single exon. The record is from RefSeq and is a predicted model, not a curated record. NCBI's taxonomy places the organism in Eukaryota, Fungi, Ascomycota, Dothideomycetes, Pleosporales, Trematosphaeriaceae.